Anneissia japonica is the source of this 861-nucleotide messenger RNA. RefSeq lists its product as uncharacterized. The coding region runs from base 119 to 502 and encodes 127 amino acids. The transcript has 2 exons. NCBI's taxonomy places the organism in Eukaryota, Metazoa, Echinodermata, Crinoidea, Comatulida, Comatulidae. The record is from RefSeq and is a predicted model, not a curated record.
AAGCUUUAGCUUCAAGCUUGGUUCAUCUAUCCUUCCGAAAGAUCAUGUACGACACGAGUUGCAAGCCUGGCGAAAAUGGCCUGAUAAAUGGGGUUUUUUAACACAAGAAUAUGAUCGCAUGAACCGAAACCUUAUUGGAAUAUCAACUCCUCCAAUCAUAAAGACUUCUAACGAGACAUCCAAUCGAGUUCGUCCAAAGAGCGGAAGAAGCAGAUCUGGAAGCACUGGUUCAGUCAAACUUCCAGUCAUUGAUAAAGGAUCGUCAGCGUCUAUGUCUGGUCGCCGGUCUAAACUCGAUUCCGGCAUCAAUUUUCCGAACAUUAAACCACGAUUAUCAACUUCAAAGUUUGUGUCGAAGUUCCCAGUGACAACUGCCGGCGAAAUUGGUUCCCGAUCAACGAAAACAGAAUACCAGUUGGAAUUGUAUGGAAGAUACGCACCGAACGCUAGAGGGCAGCAUGGCAUUUUGAAUCUUAUGAAAUGGCCUCAACAAGGUCUUUAAAACAGUUACUGAUCAACAUUUUAUGAGUUUAUAAAUAUUUUAUUUGGAAAUUGACUGUAAUUUACUAAACACAUGUUUCUAAAAAUUAAAUAUUAAAGUUCUGCAUUACUGAUUUGUAAAUACAUUAUUUUAUCAAGUCAAAACAAAAAACAUCCUCUUUUUCAAGUACAUAACAGCUGUAGAACUAUAUAAUUUAAUUGUUAUAUAAUUUCCCAUUUCAAUUGUUUUUAAAGUUUAGAUUAAAAAAUAUAACUCUUCUCUGAAACUAUAGGCGGAACCAAUGGGUGGUGCACAGGCAUUUUCACGAGCUUUUGCAAUACAUACCAAUGCCAUAUUCAGUAUUGAAACAAGAAAAAAUA